AUGUACAAGAACGAGAACUUAGCCGUGGAUCUAAUAAAAGCUGGACCAUGGUCUGCGAAAAUUAGACUGGAAGACCUCGAGCUGGGUGAUGAGGUACCCCAGGCAAGCCAAGCGGAAAAGGAACAAAAUAAAAGGCUGACGGGGAAUAUCAAGGAACUAAUCAGGGAGAUGGAGGCAGCCAUUGGUGAGACAAAGCCCACAAAAGAAAUUAAGGCAAAGCUAGGAAGGCUUGCCAAAGCAAAUGAGGAACUGAAUGCGCAGAACAAAGAUCUAAGGGGCAAGCUGAAGGUUGCCGAUGAGAGGAUUAAAGAGCUGAAAAUUGAAAAGAGGGCAAAAAAUAACCUCAUCAGGGCGUUGUACAUCCAGCUUGAAAAGGAGAAAGGAGAGGUCCCCCCACCACAAAGACAACUUGAAAUAGUUCCUUUCAAGCGGAAAGUGGUCCCCCAAGAUGAAGUUAAGGAUGAAAAUCCAAACUUUGGACCAAGCGUCGGAGAGGAAACGUGUUAUGCAGCCAGUGUGGGAAAGUUGACGGACACGAUGACGUCAGCGUUUCCUAUUGCACAAGAAGUACCUAAACAACAAUAUGAAAGCCGUUUUCAACCGGGGCAACAAGAACAUGGGAAUGAAGAGGAAGAUGAACAGCUCGAUAACAUCAUAAGGAUUAUUGCUGAGAAAGAAGUGAUGGCAUUAGUUGGAAAGGAAAAACAGAAGGAAGGGACCCAUGCCGAACAGGAACAACAUAAGAAAACUCUGGAGAUACAUUCUAUAGUGAAGAACGUGAAGACAUACCGGAGGGCUGCCAAGAAGGCUAGAGAGGAGGAGUGGGAGUACGACACUCCGGAAGAAGCAAAAAUGACGAAGCGAGCUGCACCUAAGAAAGCAGGAAUCAUGUCGCAUGCCCAGAGAAAAAUGCAACACAAGAUUAAGGUUAAGGGAGUCAAAUGCGAUAAACAAACAUGGAGGACACUGGACCCAGUAGUGGCAAGGCACUAUCGAGACUUCUUCAACAUUGCUGUGAAAGACACGACCGAGUACUGGAUCAACAAUGAUCUUCUACGCCGGAUCACCAAGCACGACCUAAGAGUAAUCAUCCAAGAAGGGGACAUCGAAACUAACGUGAUCAGCGUUUAUAUUGACUUGUUGAAAUCUGAUGCAGAAAAGCAAAAUGCGCAAGUGGGAUUCCUCACAGUAGACGCAGGGUACUAUGCUAUAAAGUAUGAACAGACCAAAGAACAAGAUGAGGACACUAGAACUUUUGAGUGUGGUGUCGAGACAAUGAUUUAUGAACCCCUGUGGACAGUCUUCCGUUUCAAAAAUGUGCUAGUACCAAUGCACCACACCACAAGCAUGCACUACACCUUGCUGGUAAUUGACAAUGAAAAAAUGAGCUUCAGUCAUAUGAAUUCAUUAAGGCCACCAAUAGAUGAAUUCACCAAUGAGGAGAAGUACCACCUGAAUGCAGCAAGAGUGCAUGCUUUUGUUGAACUAAAAUUCUAUAUCUGCAAAAAACAAGUAAAGCACAUAAAGAAAUUCAUACAUGCUGUGAACUUGACUAAGAUGAGAAUGCCGGGAGAAAGCCAAGAUCCAGAUGUCACUCGAGAAAAAUGCAAAGGCGAAGAUGAUAAGGAAAACCUGAUUAUUGUUGAAGAAGCAAUGAUCGAGGAGGAAAAACAAACCAGGAACUGGAUCUUACAAAAUAACGUUGUGGAGACAGACUAUGAACUCUAUGAAGACUUUGACUGCCCGCAACAGAACCCAUCAUCGUAA
Rosa chinensis is the source of this 1767-nucleotide messenger RNA. RefSeq lists its product as uncharacterized. NCBI's taxonomy places the organism in Eukaryota, Viridiplantae, Streptophyta, Magnoliopsida, Rosales, Rosaceae. The record is from RefSeq and is a predicted model, not a curated record. Bases 1 to 1767 code for a protein of 588 amino acids. The transcript is spliced from 7 exons.